This is a messenger RNA of Amoebophrya sp. A25, 1838 nucleotides long. NCBI's taxonomy places the organism in Eukaryota, Dinophyceae, Syndiniales, Amoebophryaceae. The record is from the annotation of a GenBank genome assembly.
CGUAGGGCCUGAACACAGGAUUUCCGAAGAAGCUGCAGUCGGAAUUGUUGACGAGCACGGCGAGCGCAGCACUUCUGAAGGCGCACUUUUAGGGCUUCCUCCGUUUGAUGCGCGGACGACUCACCGGGGAGGUAAUAUUAUUGCUGCUUCUGGUUUUGAACAAGGUGAAGAAGCUUUGAUGGACGUAGACGGUCGCGCCUCUACUGUCGAGGAUCACCAAUGGCAGCUAACAUUUAGCGACACAACAUCUGUAGAUGGCGCCGCCGCGACAACAGAGCUGCAAUCGGAACAGCAGCUGCCCGGAGCACUGCCCACCGGUGCUGCAGCAGUUGAGCAGCACGAGCUUUAUGAUCAGCAUUUUCCAUUAGGCGUUGGAGGACAUCAAGGAGAGAGUAGUGAACGAGAUGAGCUACGACGUCAUCAACCACAUUCCGCACAUAAACACCGAGAGGAUGUUGAUGUCGAUUACCUCCGCUCAUUAAAUCAACGCUUCCUCGAGGUCUGCUCAGACGAAUUGCAUGACGUUCGAAUGACUAUGCGUUUUCUCAUCGGGGCAGUGACUUCCAAGCCUCACAAUCUGAAGUCGCAGCUUGCCAAGCUAACGCAGGAAUUCGAAUCUGCCGUUACGACAGUCGUUAAGUGCAGAACGCCUCAUCAGGCUGAGGCUGAUUCUCAAUCUGCAGAUCCAGGUGCACAGGAUAGCAGAGGCCCUGCGACAUUGCACUACUCGCAUUGCGAGGAGUUUCUAUUCGUUUCCGACCUAGCGAUGGAACAUGGGUUGCAUGACGGUUCUUUACUCUUCGGAGGCGGUGGAACUGACGAGAACAGCGAGAAGGAGAUAAACAACCGGCUCCGACAUAAUCAUAAUGUUAAGAGAGGUAAUUUUUAGUCGUUCCUGUUCCCGCUUGUUUUGCCCCUCCUUCCUAAGGGAAGAGGCAUAACAAACGGGAAACAGGAACAGCAAGACCCUUCUACCUCCUCGAAUAAGAGCCUUCGCGAGGAAUUGAAAAUGACUGGCGCAAGGACAAGGGGGGUGCUACGACGCAAAAAACCGGCGAGAUUCGGAAAGUACUUCGAGAUCUCUGCGCAACCUCCUACGCAAGAAUCGCAAGUGCCGAGUACAGGCACUAAUACAGCAGCAGCGCCCGUCCUAGAUGAGGAUCCACUGCUUACGUGGACGUCGCUGUCAGCGCCGCAGGUGGCUAUGAGGUUAUGUUGACCUGCUUGCUGCUAUUUGAAGAUCGAGUGCUUCUUGAUGUUAUUUGUUUUUGUUACAGUUACUCCUUCUGUUUGUAAAUCUUUUGUCUCCGUCGUGGCAAGCUUUCGUCUCUAUUAUUGUUAUUGUGUUUGUGCCUACGACGACGACCAAUAAUAUUUAGUUUUUGUUUUUGAUGUCUGCGUGCUACUUGUUCUUGUCGUGUUGUUCCGCCUGUCCAAUUCUAACCAGCAUAGGAGACAACAUACCUGGCUCGCUGGUGAGCCAGCUAGUGCCUUCACAUUCCAUGUUUGGCAGGGCAGAAGGGCUUUUGAAGGACGUGAGGGAUCGCAUGUUGUUCGCGACUUCGCCGUCUAGGAACGCGCAGCAACGAACAGGACAUGUCCACUCUGAACAACAGCAAGGACAACAGCCGAGGAUUGGCAUUAGUACCAUAUCUCCGGGAAAUAUAUUCCAUGAACUCGUUUCUGGCACUCAUCUCGCACCCUACUCGCACUUCUUCUGCAAUAGCAACAUGCUUGGGCACCAUUUUGUGUCCAUAUUUUCCGCUCUACGAGGCCAACAAGUAGUACAAGUUGGCGGGGUCUCCUCAUUGUUAACCAGCGCUUUUGCGGCAUACGAC